GCUGUGUCUGGUCCCUGGGCUGGGCCCUGGGACGGCCAGACAUGGCUGUUAUCAUCUUGUCUGCAGCGGCUCCCAGGCUGGAAGAGAGAAUAGGGUGAAGACACCCCCUCAGAUGAACACCAUGCCUGGCGGUGGAGCCCGUGGACACUUGGAGCUGACCGGCCGUAGCUGUGAGCAGGAGGCCACAGUGUGGCAGGGAAGCGUCAUGGCCGGCGUGCAGCUCUUCCUGGCGGCUCUCCUCCUGCUGCCUGUGGCUGCAGCCAUGCACUCCGACUGCAUCUUCAAGAAAGAGCAAGCCAUAUGCCUAGAGAAGAUACAGAGGGCCAAUGACCUGCUGGGCUUGAACGAGUCCUCCCCAGGCUGCCCUGGGAUGUGGGACAACAUCACGUGUUGGAAGCCUGCCCACGUGGGUGAGAUGGUCCUCGUCAGCUGCCCUGAGCUCUUCCGAAUCUUCAACCCAGACCAAGUCUGGGAGAGCGAAACCAUCGGGGAGUUGGAUUCUGCUGACCGUAGCUCCUUGGAUCUCUCGGACAUGGGAGUGGUGAGCCGGAACUGCACAGAGGACGGCUGGUCGGAGCCCUUCCCUCACUACUUUGAUGCUUGUGGCUUCGAUGAAUAUGAGUAUGAGAACGGGGACCAGGACUAUUACUACCUGUCGGUGAAGGCCCUCUACACGGUUGGCUACAGUACAUCCCUUGUCACCCUCACCACUGCCAUGGUCAUCCUCUGUCGCUUCCGGAAGCUGCACUGCACUCGCAACUUCAUCCACAUGAACCUGUUCGUGUCGUUCAUGCUGAGGGCCAUCUCGGUCUUCAUCAAGGACUGGAUCCUGUACGCAGAGCAGGACAGCAACCACUGCUCCAUCUCCACCGUGGAGUGCAAGGCUGUCAUGGUGUUUUUCCACUACUGCGUUGUGUCCAACUACUUCUGGCUGUUCAUUGAGGGCCUGUACCUCUUCACCCUGCUGGUGGAGACCUUCUUCCCCGAGAGGAGAUACUUCUACUGGUACACCAUCAUUGGCUGGGGGACCCCGACUGUGUGUGUGACAGUGUGGGCGACGCUGAGGCUCUACUUCGAUGACACAGGCUGCUGGGAAAUGAACGAUAGCACAGCUCUGUGGUGGGUGAUCAAAGGCCCCGUGGUUGGCUCUAUAAUGGUUAACUUUGUGCUUUUCAUUGGCAUCAUCGUCAUCCUUGUGCAGAAACUUCAGUCUCCAGACAUGGGAGGCAAUGAGUCCAGCAUCUACUUCAGCUGCGUGCAGAAAUGCUACUGCAAGCCACAGCGGGCUCAGCAGCACUCUUGCAAGAUGUCAGAACUGUCCACCAUUACUCUACGGCUAGCUCGGUCCACCCUGCUUCUCAUCCCGCUCUUUGGAAUCCACUACACGGUAUUCGCCUUCUCCCCGGAGAACGUCAGCAAGCGAGAAAGACUCGUGUUUGAGCUGGGGCUGGGCUCCUUCCAGGGCUUCGUGGUAGCGGUUCUCUACUGCUUUCUGAAUGGGGAGGUGCAGGCAGAGAUCAAGCGGAAAUGGCGGAGCUGGAAGGUGAACCGAUACUUCGCUGUGGACUUCAAGCACCGGCACCCGUCCCUGGCCAGCAGCGGGGUGAACGGGGGCACCCAGCUCUCCAUCCUGAGCAAGAGCAGCUCCCAGAUCCGCAUGUCCGGCCUCCCGGCUGACAACCUAGCCACCUGAGCCCGCCUGUCCUCCUCUC
Messenger RNA from Tupaia belangeri chinensis (Chinese tree shrew), 1712 nucleotides. It is a transcript of the gene ADCYAP1R1, whose product is annotated as ADCYAP receptor type I. Gene Ontology annotation, cellular component: plasma membrane. The record is from RefSeq and is a predicted model, not a curated record. Lineage: Eukaryota; Metazoa; Chordata; Mammalia; Scandentia; Tupaiidae. Gene Ontology annotation, molecular function: G protein-coupled peptide receptor activity; peptide hormone binding; vasoactive intestinal polypeptide receptor activity. Gene Ontology annotation, biological process: adenylate cyclase-modulating G protein-coupled receptor signaling pathway; cell surface receptor signaling pathway. The transcript has 18 exons. Bases 113 to 1693 code for a protein of 526 amino acids.